Molecule: messenger RNA, 1823 nt
Organism: Oncorhynchus nerka (sockeye salmon)
Lineage: Eukaryota; Metazoa; Chordata; Actinopteri; Salmoniformes; Salmonidae
Product: long-chain fatty acid transport protein 2-like
Exons: 6
Coding region: 1-996 (331 amino acids)
Molecular function (GO): long-chain fatty acid-CoA ligase activity; long-chain fatty acid transmembrane transporter activity
Source: RefSeq, a predicted model, not a curated record
AUGUCCCACCCUCCGUGGGCUCUACAAGUCCCAUCCCUCCCAAGAUCAGGCUCACAUGUCCCACCCUCUGUGGGCUCAAUAGUCCACCCUCCGUGGGCUCUCAAUGUCCCACCCUCCCGUGGGCACCUUGCGCCUACAUGUCCCACCCUCCGUGGGCUCUACAUGUCCCACCCUCCGGUGGGCUCUACAAUGUCCACCCUCCGUGGGCUCUACAAUGUCCUACCCUCCGUGGGCACCUUGCUCUACAUGUCCCACCCUCUGUGGGCUCACAUGUCCCCCCUCCGUGGCUCAACAUGUCCCACCAAGCUGUUUCCUUAUGCUCUGAUUAAAUAUGACACAGAGAGAGAUGAACCAAUCAGAGACUCUACCGGACUGUGUGUAGAAGCUCCUAAAGAUGAAACAGGACUGUUGGUGUGCCAGAUCACGGGCAUCGCUCCUUUUGUUGGAUACGCUAACAGCCAGCAGACAGAGAAGAAGAGACUGAGAGACGUGUUUCAGAAAGGAGAUCUGUACUUUAACAGUGGAGACCUGCUGAAGAUAGGCCAGGACAACUUUAUUUACUUUCAGGAUCGAGUCGGAGAUACAUUCAGGUGGAAAGGAGAGAAUGUGGCCACAACUGAAGUAGCUGACAUCCUCACCCUGAUAGACUUUGUCCAAGAGGCAAAUGUCUACGGUGUUCAAGUACCAGGCAACGAGGGGAGGAUAGGAAUGGCUGCCGUCACGGUGAAGGGGGGAGAACAGUUUGAUGGCAACAAAACGUUCAGCCAUGUAGCCAGCUACCUACCGGCGUAUGCACGGCCACGCUUCAUACGCAUCCAGAAUGCGGUGGAGAUGACGGGGACCUUCAAGCAGAUGAAGGUGAGGUUAGUGGAGGAAGGUUUCGACCCGGCAGGCAUCACAGACCCUCUGUACAUCCUACAGGAGAGAAAUCAGAGUUACACACCAAUGACAGGCCAGAUCUACGGCUCUAUAGUGGCAGGCAGCAUCAAGCUGUGAACAGAUCUGUGGUGAUACUACUCCUGGGUCCUAUUCAUUAGGGCAUGCAAUUGAAAACGUUUCAAAAAUGUUUUGCAACGGAAAACAAAAAUGAGCAUUACUUAGUCCCUCCCUGUUUUAGUCCACGCCAGCCCUCAUUCUUUUCCUGCGGCAUCGUCUGAGACCGGCCACCCGGACAGCUAAUGAAACUUAGGAGUAUUUCUGUCAGUAAUAAAGCUCUUUUGUGUGGAAAAUCUAAUUCUGAUUGGCUGGGCCUGUGUUAAAGUGAUUUAAAUGUUGACCGAUAAUGAUUAAAUAAUUCCACUCUGAAACCUUAUAACUGUAUGAAAUUGAUUAGAAUCAUACAAUUAUUAUCUGAUGGUUUUGUGUAGUUUUAGUCAGUAAAAUUAUAAAUCUGUGAGUGUAGUUUUAGUCAGAAUUAGGGUUAAACAAUAUAUCUGUACAAUGUGUCUUUAUAGUAUCUUAAACACAGACUCUCUGAGCAAAAUGCAGUGCCGACCUGGGAGAGGACAGGGAGUACUUCUCAAGGUCUCCCUAAUCUUUGUCGGCUGGGUAAUGAUACAGUAUGUGUGUAGGAUACCUACUGUUUGUGUGUGGAAGUAUGUGUGUAGGAUACCUACUGUUUGUGUGUGGAAGUAUGUGCGUAGGAUACCUACUGUUUGUGUGUGGAAGUAUGUGCGUAGGAUUCCUACUGUUUGUGUGUGGAAGUAUGUGCGUAGGAUACCAACUGUUUGUAUGUGAAUGUAAGUGCAUAAGGAGCCAGUAUAAAAUGAAUGGUUUUGUACAACGGACCAGCGCUCUCAUGAAUAAACAUUUUGACUAUCAUA